AUGGAGGGUGUAGGAGUACAAGGAAAAGCACUUUUACUGCUACUACUGUGCAUUAUUUUUGGGAAUGGAGUGGUGGUGAAUGGAAAAGGCAAAAGUGUUUCGAUUGAGAGGGAAAGGGAAAUAGAGCAGAAGUUAAAGCAACUUAAUAGGCCUGCAGUGAAAACUAUUCAGAGUGAAGAUGGCGACAUCAUUGACUGCGUCGACAUUCACAAGCAACCAGCUUUUGAUCAUCCCCUACUUAGAAACCACACGAUUCAGUUGAGACCGAGCGACGAGGUUCUGAAAAUAAUAGGCGCAGAUUCGUCGUCUUUUUCUUCUUCCGGUUCUCCAGAAGGGCCUAUACAAACGUGGCAGAAGAGCGGGAGAUGCCCCGAGGGGACUAUUCCGAUGCUGAGGGUCGAACGACGCCACUUGCUCAACACUUCUUCCAUCAAGAACUACGGGAAGAAGCCGUGGCAUGGCGUAACCAACCACAGGAUCCACACGCUUAAUCAAUCGUUAAAUGUCGAAAUCUCAAAACUCCACCAAACUGCAGUGCUUGUGGCGGAAGGUUUUAGCUACAUUGGAUCCAAAGCAAAUCUCAACUUAUGGAAGCCAUAUGUUGCGGCGCACGACGAGUAUAGUUCGAGCCAAAUUUGGAUGCGUAACGGCCCCUUCAGCAACGCCGACUCCUUGGAAACUGGGUGGAUUGUAUAUCCUGAUCUCUACGAUGACUCCGAAUCAAGGCUGUUUGUCUAUUGGACUACUGACUCUGGACAGUCAACGGGGUGCUUCAAUUUAAUGUGCCCGGGAUUCGUGCAAACGAACCAUGACAUAGUCCUAGGCGCCAGAUUCAGCCCCAUCUCUACUGAUGGUGGCCCACAAUACCAAAUAACCCUCACAAUCACAAGGGACUACGAUAAAUCGGUAUGGUGGCUUGCUUAUGGAAAAACCAAUCAAACCACCAUAGGUUACUGGCCGGUGGGGAUCUUUCGCGGCCUGAGUAAGGUGGCGACCGUGACGCUGUUCGGAGGCGACGUGUAUAGCCCGCGAAUGACCAAAACGCCGCACACAGACACCGACAUGGGGAGCGGCAAGUACCCGACGGAGAAGUGGAGCCACGCGAGCUUCGUGUCGGAGGCGCGGAUCAUGGACUACUCAAAGAGCUUCAAGUUCCCGGACCCUGCAUUCCCAUCGAGCAUGCAUGAUGAAUGCUAUGGGGCCAUUAUCUACGGCGACAACGCGACGGAGCCCAUCUUCUACUUCGGCGGACCGGGUCGAAACGACCAAUGCCCGUAG
This is a messenger RNA of Ananas comosus (pineapple), 1278 nucleotides long. RefSeq lists its product as uncharacterized. The transcript has 7 exons. The record is from RefSeq and is a predicted model, not a curated record. Bases 1 to 1278 code for a protein of 425 amino acids. Lineage: Eukaryota; Viridiplantae; Streptophyta; Magnoliopsida; Poales; Bromeliaceae.